AUGGUAGGCACAAAAGUCAAGGGUGAUGAGGAAGGCGCUGCAGAAGCUAUGAAGGAAGCCAUACCUAUAGAGCAACCCAAGGUGAGGACUCUAGUACCAGAGUAUAAGCCUAGAAUUCCAUAUCCUCAAAGGUUUCAAAAGGAGGCCAAGGACAAACAGUUUUCAAAAUUCUUGGAAGUUUUUAGGAAAUUACAAAUUAAUAUUCUUUUUACUGAGGCUCUAGAACAAAUGCCUCUUUAUGCUAAAUUUAUGAAGGAGCUUUUGACAAAUAAGAGGAACUGGAAGGAGAGUGAGACCGUGGUGCUUACUAAGGAAUGCAGUGCAAUUAUCCAACAAAACCUCCCUGAAAAGAUGAAGGAUUCGGGAAGCUUUUUUAUUCCUUACACCAUUCGUGAUGUUACUAUUCGAAGAGCAUCGUGUGAUCUUGGAGUAAGCAUCAACCUCAUGUCACUUUCUUUGAUGAGAAAACUCCACAUUGAUGAGGUAAAACCCACUAAAAUUUUUCUUCAACUUGCUGACCAUUCUAUUAAAUUUCUACUUGGAGUAGUGAAGGCGGCAGCCUUUAUAUUUCCUACUGAUUUUGUGAUCUUGGAUAUGGAGGAAGAUGUUAAUGCUUCCAUCAUUCUUGGAAGAUAUUUUCUGGCAACUAGGAGAGCUCUCAUUGAUGUACAAAAAUGCGAGUUAACCUUGAAAGUUAAUGAUGAGUAG
Molecule: messenger RNA, 708 nt
Organism: Arachis ipaensis
Lineage: Eukaryota; Viridiplantae; Streptophyta; Magnoliopsida; Fabales; Fabaceae
Source: RefSeq, a predicted model, not a curated record